Molecule: messenger RNA, 1296 nt
Organism: Lachancea thermotolerans CBS 6340
Lineage: Eukaryota; Fungi; Ascomycota; Saccharomycetes; Saccharomycetales; Saccharomycetaceae
Gene: ADY4
Product: Ady4p
Exons: 1
Coding region: 1-1296 (431 amino acids)
Source: RefSeq, a predicted model, not a curated record
AUGCUUGGCUGCCCUCUAGAAUGUUUCCAUCCACUGCUUGACAGAUGCUCACGCUCCAGGCACAUACUGGAAAAUAAGCUGGAACGAGAGUUGAUCACGCACCCAGAGCUAGACUUAGAAGUGGAGCCUCGCUUUUUAGUGAAGAGCAUUUUGAGAAAUAAGCCAUAUAACAGAGAGUUUUUAGAGCUCAAAUUAAAACAGGUCGUUUGGACUAAGACAAUGAUUGCGUUUUUUGAUUACUUCGAUGGCGAGUUCGGGGACGCCUUUUUUGAACUUCGGUGGAUUCUACAGUUCCUACAUGAGGUGCGCAAAUUCCCGGGAGUGCUUUAUUCCAAUCUUGUACUAUCGCUUGACUACGAGCGAUCUUUGUCUUUGCUAUGCAGCCGAUCUCUAAUAAAGUCACUACAACCUCCAAACUCAAUACGAGCGAAAAAUGGAGUCCAGCUCAAGGUUAAUCGCCUAAACAUAUUUGAGGGGCUACUCACAAAUAUAUUGGAUUGUACGGAACCUAGUGUCUUGACUUGUGUCGACGUAGUUGAUUACUACAUGAUGGAUCAACUGUUUACAGUAUUGGGCGAGGUUGAAAGAUCGAUAGCAUUCUUGAAAGGCACAGUCUGUGAUGCUAGAGAACACUCUAAAUACCAAGGUUUUGUAAUUAGAGCACAAAGGACACACAUUGACAGUAUGAUACGCAAAUACAUUCUAGCAUCAACUUUCAAGCUUCCAGGGGACCCUACUUUCAUAAAAUGCUUUGAUGGGGUGUUAGAUGGGAUAUUGCUAUACGGAGGAAUCCAUAUCUGUGUGAUUUUGUUUUUCUAUAAGGUGAAAGAGUUUUUUCAAGCUAAGCACUAUGCAUUGAAACAGAACAAACCGCCUUUAGAAGCACCUCGUCCACCUUGCGUCGCUAUAAUCGAUGGUAUAAUAUUGGGUUUGGGGCAAGAAAUAGAAAGCAGGGUUACUGGAGAAAUCCAAUGCCCGCAAGUUUUAGUCAAGGCCGAUAACCACGAAAUAUUAAUGGUUGACACGGUUUUCGAAGAAUCUGAGAACGAUCAUAAUCAUGACAUAACCAUCUUGCUGAGCGCCGCGAAACUUAAAGCAAAAAAAAAGCUGCGCGGUGGACCACAGGUACAUCAGAAGUAUGUCGUUUCUCAAUGGCAAAUUGGAUUAUCCUGGGUUUCCUUUUGGGAAGUCUGUUAUACUGAUAACAAAGGGGUUGUACCUCAUGAACUUCAAGUACGCAUGAAAAAAGUUCGUGAGUUAGCUUCUAGCUCUAUGGCUGAAACCUGUCAACAGUAG